Molecule: messenger RNA, 243 nt
Organism: Penicillium riverlandense
Lineage: Eukaryota; Fungi; Ascomycota; Eurotiomycetes; Eurotiales; Aspergillaceae
Exons: 1
Coding region: 1-243 (80 amino acids)
Source: RefSeq, a predicted model, not a curated record
AUGGCACGCAGACCACAGCGAGGCUAUGAUAAAUAUGAAAAUCCUGGCUAUCCAUCCCAGGAGUAUGAGCAGGGACCAGACAACCGCGCCGGGCAUCAUGUCGAGCGACACCAUCGACAUGAGCGACGCUCCAGUGGAACGUCCGACAGCGAUGGUGGUGAUGAGGAAAGGCGCCCUCGUCAUAAAAAGCACAGACAGCGGCACCAUAGCCAUGACCGAUCGGGCUCUGAAAGCUCGGACUGA